This is a messenger RNA of Antechinus flavipes (yellow-footed antechinus), 2839 nucleotides long. It is a transcript of the gene S100PBP, whose product is annotated as S100P binding protein. The coding region runs from base 355 to 1641 and encodes 428 amino acids. Gene Ontology annotation, molecular function: calcium-dependent protein binding. NCBI's taxonomy places the organism in Eukaryota, Metazoa, Chordata, Mammalia, Dasyuromorphia, Dasyuridae. The record is from RefSeq and is a predicted model, not a curated record. Gene Ontology annotation, cellular component: nucleus; cytosol. The transcript is spliced from 7 exons.
CCCAGGCUGUUCCCUCUAGGAGGCGGGGCGGUUUCCUGCCAAUCACCUGGCGUCAGCCCCGCCCCCAGUCGCUGCCGCCUUCCCUGCCCUUGGCCCCCACGCCCCAACCCCCUCGCCGGCGUUGGCCUAGGGGCUACCUCGCGGGUGGGCGAGGCCGGGGCUCGGGCGAGCGGUAAGAUGGCGCCGCGGCCUAUGUGAACUCAGUUUUGCCCGCCCCGGCUUCGUGAGGAAGGUGGGAGUCAGUCAUUUUGACAUCUCCUGAAAGGAACAUCCAGCAGGAGCUGAAACCUACUUCCAAUUGAUCUCGUGGCAGAGGCAGAGAGAUUGUUGAUUGCUUCAGCAGUUCCACACAAUAUGACCUGCUCUCUAGAGUCCUCUGGUGGUUUCAAUGGCUCAAGGUCUGAGCAGACUAAAAUUACCUCUCUCCUACCUAAAGACAAUGUUCCUAUCUCAUCCUGGGGUAGGUUUGGACUGGAUGAAGAUGGACUAGAUGACUCCUUACUGGAGCUCUCUGAGGGAGAAGAGGAUGAUGGUCAUUUCAGUUAUACAGAAGAAGAGAUUCAGGAGCUCUUGAAGGAUGAUGACUCAUUAAAUGAACAGUCUCUGGGAGGAUUACGAAAAGAUACAGGUGGUGACCCUGAGAAGUUGGGAAGCUGUAGUUGUGCUUCGUUUAACUCUCCCCAAGAUAUAAAUGUACUCUGCAGCUUGGGACCCAGAGCUGGGCCAGCUAGCAUCCAUAAACUACCUCAGAUAAGUACCCCAGCUAGUCACGCACCUGCUAGCAGACACUUUGUGCCAGAAAAAAGUCUCUUGAAAAUAACUGUUGUCUCACCUUUUAAUUCAACGGUUUGUGAUGAUGUGCUUGGUCCAAAGAAGACUGAGUUUUCUUCCAAAGAUGGAUCCAAUAAUGCAUACUGUUUGGGAACCCCCUCCUUGAAGGAAGAUGUGAGUAAAGAAGAUCAUGGCCAAAAUGAUGGCAAACUUUGCACUAAAGAAACCAGCUCUUCUUGUUCUGUCUGGGAAGGGCCCCAGCCUCAUAAAGCUGGCCCUUCUCAGGAGGCUCCUAGAGCAAGUGGGCCUACUUGUGAGGAGUCUGUGCCCAUGGCUUCUCCGACCUUGGAACAGUCUCAGAGACAAGAGGUGGCCUUAUCUUCAGGCAAUGGUGGACACAAAUUAAGUGACACAUCUGUUCAUUCAACCAAACUGGUCAGACUAGACAUGGAUUCUGAGCAGAAGGAAGGAUAUGAGAGAAGAUUAGGCAAAGUCAUUCCACUUCUACAGGCCAGAGCAAGGAGUAAGAUUCAGACAUUUUCGCAAACUGAGCUGGAACAGAAGAAGCAAGUUUACCUUAAGAAUGUCAUUGCUCACUUAAAACACCCUCUGGAAUCUAACCAAGGUACCUUAGGCGAGUUCUAUGCUUUGAUGGACCAAGUUGCUAAUGUGGAAUAUCACAUGCAGCACCAGCGGUGGCAGCACCCCUCAGACCUCACCAUGAGAAACUACCCCCGAUUCAGACAGAAGCCCCUACUGAGGUACAGCCUGACUCAGUGGGUAGACAGGAAUUUGCGAAGUCAUCGUCGAUUCCAAGGCCUUGCCGAUCAGUUCCAGCGCCCGCCAGUUGUCUCAUCCCCUCACCUGUGAAGGAGCUGCCUUCAAGCACCCACCUCAUCAGUACUCAUAGCAAUUUUUGUUCCUUUCUAUUUGCUUUGUAGAUUUCCAAGUAAUUUUAUUUUAAUGAGAAUUUUUUAAAAAGAGCUUUAUCAUCUUUUGAAAGUACCCAUCCCUAUACUUCAUCUAUUUUGAAUGAGGUGCUUUUUGUUUCCUUUAGUCAUAGUAAGGUGGUGUGUUAACGGUGCAUUUUUAAUAAUUCAUUUUUGGCUCAAGGGCACCUGUUUCUCAAGAGCCCUUAUCUGGCUGAAACACUCAGCCUUCAGCAGAGUGACUUCCUACCUUACAAAGUAGAGAUCCACUUCCGAUGUCUAGAAGAGACCUUAGAGCUUUUUAAAUGAGGCAGUACCAGCCCACAAGGAAGUGUAUGUUAGCUUUAGUUACUCUGCAACUAACAGACUCAAAUUUUUUUGUUUGUUUUUGAACUCAGAAUACCUAUCAGUAUUUUGUAAAUGAAUAAAGCCAGGGCAUUUCAAGUAAAGAGCAUUUCAAUAAAAUAAGGCAAGUAAAGAAAGGACAUGAUAGAGCAAAUUUAUGAGCUCCCUCUCUCCCCUUUUCUGUACCUUCAAGAUGCCAUUGUCAUAUGGCUUUUCAUUCCUCAUUAAAUAAUUUGAUUUUGCUUGCCAGUGUUUACAGACUUUUGCACCUACAUCCUGUGACUAACUCUGGAAUAAUGCCUGAUCAAUAUCUUUGGAGUGUGGUUGCAUCCCCUUCUUAAAGAACUUUUUCUUUUUUCUUUUAUACAUAUAACUAUUCCCUAGGGCUUCUGCCUGGAACAUUCCUAUAACUUCCAUGCUGUCUUGUGGAAGGACUACCUUGAAACCUUAACUGUAUAAAACAGAUUAGAAAUGCAGAUUGAAGGAAAGUUAUUAGUAGGUUUUUACCCUCCUUAGCUUUAAAUACAAGCUGUUGUGUUGUUUACCUUGAUUCCCUAUCAGGUAUCAGCAAUGGACACGAAUGUCUUUAUUAUCAUCCAGAGAUACUUUUAGGGCCUGGUAUGUCUGUUGGCCCUGGAGGGGAGCUGGAAGUGUCCCACACAGCAGAUAAAGCACUGCACUGGUCAUAGUCACUUUGGUGUUUAAAAAUAACUUUGAGCUUUCCCUUGUCUAACCAUUUGUUAUUAAGCGUCUACUUUGUGUAAGACAAAAUAAAAAGUUCCUUCCCUUAUAAA